This is a messenger RNA of Daphnia carinata, 235 nucleotides long. RefSeq names its product general transcription factor IIH subunit 5-like (gene Tfb5). Gene Ontology annotation, cellular component: transcription factor TFIIH holo complex; transcription factor TFIIH core complex. The transcript is spliced from 2 exons. Gene Ontology annotation, biological process: nucleotide-excision repair, preincision complex assembly; transcription initiation at RNA polymerase II promoter; transcription by RNA polymerase II. The coding region runs from base 11 to 235 and encodes 74 amino acids. NCBI's taxonomy places the organism in Eukaryota, Metazoa, Arthropoda, Branchiopoda, Diplostraca, Daphniidae. The record is from RefSeq and is a predicted model, not a curated record.
AAAUGCCAAAAUGGUGAACGUUACGAAAGGAAUCCUAGUUGAAUGUGAUGCUGCUAUGAAACAACUUCUUCUACAUUUGGACGAAACUAACGCGCUAGGAAACAAAUUCAUUCUUCAAGACUUGGAUGAAACUCACUUGUUCAUUGCUCCUGAAUAUUUAGAAGUUUUACAAACGAGAAUCGACGAUUUGAUGGAUAGGAUUAGUUUUCCUUUGGCCGAAAGGGAAACUGAUUAA